This is a messenger RNA of Fusarium poae, 1047 nucleotides long. RefSeq lists its product as uncharacterized. Lineage: Eukaryota; Fungi; Ascomycota; Sordariomycetes; Hypocreales; Nectriaceae. The transcript has a single exon. Bases 1 to 1047 code for a protein of 348 amino acids. The record is from RefSeq and is a predicted model, not a curated record.
AUGUGGUAUGGCCUACCGGAGGCCCAUGCCCUUAAGCUGCAGUAUGACAGCUGGACACAGUGGGAGAAACUGAUGAGGAGACAAAAGUCAAGAGUCCACAAACGCCUUACCAGUCGCGACACGUUUAAACGAUUGUUCGGAACAUCGGAAACUCACAUGGGCCUGCUUAGCACUGGUGGUGAGUGGGGUAUAAUGUUUUCCAAAAUGUUGGACGAGUAUUGUCCUGGGCAUAUCAAUCAAGACUUGCGCUGGGAUCCAAUUCUCGGACGGUGGGAUCGUGUAAUCAUUACACAGCCUGCCCAACUCUUUCCCCGGUCUGAAGAAGCCUUCAUGAAUGCCAUUUUCACUGGCAAAGGUGAAGUAGACGAAAUCUAUUCCCCCAAAAACGGGCUUUUCACACACACGGAUAUCAAGGAGGCACUCGAUAAGGGAUACAUCGCUAUCGUACCGGACAUUGACCUCCAACCGAUCGAACCUUGGCGCCGUUUUAACCACGCCGAGUUUCGAAAAGUCAAAACUUGGGAAGAGAAGCAUGUGAAAGAUUACAAGGUCAUAGUUAUCGACAAGCAACACAAAGAGGUCAUGCAGCAAUCGAUCGACUCCUUUCCCAAAAAAAAGGACGACAUCCGCCUUAUUGAUCUACACAACCGAAAACUGAACUUUAGGACUGAAUUCCGGCCUCGGGAACGAUACAUCUGGUGGAUGUUCCUAAAUGCAAUCCUUCAUACACAUUGGAGAGACAAAUUGAGGGCCCCGCACGUACAACAGGAACUGCGGAAGUAUACACGUUACUGGGGAAGAGAUGGCAAGUACGUCAAGAAGAACCAGUUGCUUGGGAUUGCGAACGAACUCGGCCGCGACGUCGCAAGUCUUGUGACGGACGGGCUCGGGGAAGUCGAUGGCGAGAGAAUCAGCUUUGAAGCAGUUCACGCCCUGGUGGAAGCAGCUGCGGUAAAGUCCGUAAAGGAAAUCAAUGAUUCGUUGCAAAACGGGGAUGCAGAUGACUCCGAUGACACUGAAUACGGGGAAAUGAUGCUUUUUGAUUAA